AUGUACGUUGAACUACCGUUUGAUGAAUUAAAAGUCCUGCCAGAUAAGAGACGAAUAGCCUACUUUUACGACCAAGAUGUAGGAAACUACUUCUAUGGAACGGGUCAUUGUAUGAAGCCCCACAGAAUCAGAAUGACCCACUCACUUAUCAUGAACUACGAAUUGUAUAAAAAGAUGGAGAUAUAUCGAGCCGAGCCUGCAACGAAUCUAGAGCUAACUCAAUUCCAUACUGAUGAGUAUAUUGAUUUUAUCGAUCGUGUUACUCCUGACAACUUGCAUUUGUUCCCACGAGAGGCCCAAAUCUUCAACGUCGGAGAAGAUUGUCCCGUGUUUGAUGGGUUGAAUGAAUUUUGCAAAAUAUCUUGUGGCGGGUCAAUGGAAGGAGCGGCAAGAUUAAACAAUGGCAGUGCAGAUAUUGUCAUCAAUUAUGCUGGCGGACUUCAUCAUGCCAAAAAAUCAGAAGCCAGUGGGUUUUGCUACACAAACGAUAUUGUUUUGGCUAUUGUAGAGUUGCUUCGGAAACAUCCGCGAGUGUUGUAUAUUGAUACCGAUGUGCAUCAUGGUGAUGGAGUUGAAGAAGCAUUUUAUACCAAUGAUCGAGUAAUGACAUGUUCGUUUCACAAAUUUGGUGAAUUCUUCCCGGGAACUGGUAAUUUGACCGAUAUUGGUAUUGGCAAAGGUAAAUACCAUGCAGUGAAUGUACCAUUGCGAGACGGUAUCGAUGAUGCUUCAUACAAGUCGAUAUUCGAACCGUUAGUAAAGACGAUUGUUGAUUGGUACCAGCCUUCAGCUAUUGUAUUACAAUGUGGUGGUGAUUCGUUAAGUGGCGAUCGGUUGGGACCAUUCAAUCUAUCCAUGAGGGGCCAUGCAAAUUGUGUGAAUUUCGUGAGAUCUCUUGGCUUACCCAUGAUGGUGCUUGGUGGGGGUGGAUACACAAUUCGAAACGUUGCACGAACGUGGGCGUUUGAGACUGGGGUAUGUAAUGGAGUCAUAUUACCUAAAGAGCUACCCUACAAUGGGUAUUACGAGUAUUACGCACCCACGUACGAACUUGAUGUGCGCUCGUCAAAUAUGAAUAAUGCAAAUUCAAAGGAGUAUCUAGACAAAUUGUUGACGCAAAUUGUGUCAAACUUGGAUCAUACAAAGCACGCGCCAUCAAUCCAACUUCAAGAAGUGCCCGCAGAUAAGGAGGAUCUUGGCGAUGUGAAUGAAGACAUGCCUGAUGCAAUUGAUACUAAAGGAGGUUCGCAAAUGCAAAGAGAUAAGGAAGUUGAAAGGGAGCUGGAGUUUUAUAAUGAUGAGGAAAAGGACAAAGGUGAACGCAACGUGUUUGAACAGGACAAGAUUGUUGAGACCGAUGUUCCAAAAAUAGACGAAUCAAAGGAUGUGGAGCAUGGGGUCACUUUGUUUGAGCAUGAACAAGCAGAAAUUGAUCAGUUGAACAAAGAAGGAAUGGAUGUAGAUGGUAAUGAUUAA
This is a messenger RNA of Lodderomyces parapsilosis, 1476 nucleotides long. RefSeq names its product Rpd3p (gene RPD3). Lineage: Eukaryota; Fungi; Ascomycota; Pichiomycetes; Serinales; Debaryomycetaceae. The transcript has a single exon. The record is from RefSeq and is a predicted model, not a curated record. Gene Ontology annotation, molecular function: histone deacetylase activity. The coding region runs from base 1 to 1476 and encodes 491 amino acids.